AUGGCCGACGACGACAGCGGGAGCCCCCGGGGCGGCGGCGGGGUCAGGGAGCAGGACCGCUUCCUCCCCAUCGCCAACAUCAGCCGCAUCAUGAAGAAGGCCGUGCCGGCCAACGGCAAGAUCGCCAAGGACGCCAAGGAGACCCUGCAGGAGUGCGUCUCCGAGUUCAUCUCCUUCGUCACCAGCGAGGCCAGCGACAAGUGCCAGAAGGAGAAGCGCAAGACCAUCAACGGGGACGAUCUGCUCUGGGCCAUGGCCACGCUCGGAUUCGAGGAAUGGAGGUAUGUGAUCUUGUAA
This is a messenger RNA of Triticum turgidum subsp. durum (durum wheat), 297 nucleotides long. The record is from the annotation of a GenBank genome assembly. Lineage: Eukaryota; Viridiplantae; Streptophyta; Magnoliopsida; Poales; Poaceae.